GCCGCUCUUCUGGAGGGAGCACCAUGCUGCGACGGAAGCCAUCCAACGCCGGCGAGAAGGACCCAGUGCAAAAGAGGAAGCUGUCGCUGCAGCGAUCCAGCAGCUUUAAGGAUUUCGCCAAGUCCAAACCCAGCUCCCCCAUGGCAGUUGAAAAGCAGUUCAGCCUGGAGGAGGAGGAGCAGCUCCCUGAGGACAACCCGGAAAGCUCACAGCACAGCCCAGGCGACUCAGCUCGAAGCAGCAGUCUGAAGCUGGGCAAGAGAUGGAGAGCUGCCAUCUCCCGUACCAUGAACAGGAAGACAGGAAAAGCAGCAGCCAAAGCACUGGCUGAGCAGGGGGAGGCCGGAGACGAGGCUGCUGCAUCACCCCUCCAGAGCCCUGUUGACGAUGAGCCCCCCGUCUUUUCCGAAGCCACCGAGGCGGCUGGCAGCCUUCAGUCCCCAGAUGGAAGUGAACUCCCCAGUUCCAGACUGGAGGGGUGCAGCCCAAGCAGCGAGAAGGGAGGAGCGGCCAGCACCCCUCCGUACAACGGCCCCUUUUGUGGAAGGGCGAGGGUCCACACGGACUUUAUCCCCAGCCCAUACGACAAGGACUCUCUGAAACUUCAGAAGGGGGAUAUCAUACACAUCAUUGCGAAACCCCCUGUGGGCACCUGGACAGGUCUUUUGAACAGCAAAGUCGGGUCCUUCAAGUUUAUCUACGUGAACGUCCUCCCAGAGGAGCGCCAUUCCAUGCCGGCGCCGAAGAGCUGUUCACGAAGCAGGAGCAAAAGGCCCAAGCCCAAGACGCUGCAUGAACUGCUGGAGCGCAUGAAUCUUGAGGAGCAUACUUCCACAUUAUUACUGAAUGGCUACCAGACCUUGGAGGACUUCAAGGAGCUGCAGGAGACCCACCUGAAUGAACUGAAUAUCACCGACCCGGAGCAUCGUGCGAAGCUGCUCACAGCGGCAGACCUACUCCUAGAUUAUGACACAAGCAGCGAGGCUGAAGAUGAAGGAGGGAGCUUGGAGGCUCCGCUGGCCCCCGAAGAGCCAAAGGGGGACAUUCCUCGGGAUUCUGGAUGUUUUGAAGGGACAGAGACGCUGGACAGUGGGCGGGAGGACUCUUAAGCUGGAAGAAGGGUGCCUGUCUCUCUCUGGCUGGUUCAUGCUGAGAUACAGACCCCGCCUGGGGGCUGGUUGGUUGGCCAAUGCAAGCAGUUGUUCCAGGCACACUGAUCUCGAAGCCAGAAGUUACAGCUGCCCUGCAUAAGCUUCCUCUUUGGACAGAGAAACGGCACCACUGGUCUUACCACUCCUGGGUAAAUAGGUAGCUCUCGGGGCUCAGAACCCGCAGCAAUCUUCGGGCUAGAGAUUGCAGGAAAUGGAAUUUGUAUUUAGGCAAAUCCAUCUGUUCGCUUUCGUGCAUGCAGUGGGCAGAAGCUGCCUGCCUCAGCUGUCCCCAUAUGCCCAACCUGUAUUGGGUCAAAUGAGUCCCUUCACAGCAGGGGCAACCCAAAAGGGUUGCUACUAUAGCUAACAGGUAGAAAACUGGAAAGAGGACAGUCUGUGGCUGCCACUACCAAAAAUGACCUGAAAGCAGGGAAAAGAAGGUGGACGCAUGGCUUCUUUUCUCUUUGAAUACACCCUUAAGUAGGAAUGGCUAGCGCUUAGGAGACCACCCUGGUCAGCAAGAAGGUGAAAUUGCCAGGCCACCCAAGUUGCCUAACAGUGACGCGCCGCACAGGGCGCAGUGGCCUGGGGAGGCGGUGCUGUGCCUUGCAGAAGGACUCAAGGUCUUCAGCAUCAGGUUCAGCUUCCAGGGCAGGGCUCCCAAUAAAGCUCAUCUACCCUCAAA
Messenger RNA from Varanus komodoensis (Komodo dragon), 1836 nucleotides. RefSeq names its product SAM and SH3 domain containing 3 (gene SASH3). The transcript is spliced from 8 exons. Gene Ontology annotation, molecular function: protein binding. Gene Ontology annotation, cellular component: cytoplasm; nucleus. Gene Ontology annotation, biological process: positive regulation of B cell proliferation; positive regulation of adaptive immune response; positive regulation of immunoglobulin production. Lineage: Eukaryota; Metazoa; Chordata; Lepidosauria; Squamata; Varanidae. Bases 24 to 1109 code for a protein of 361 amino acids. The record is from RefSeq and is a predicted model, not a curated record.